AUGAUUGUAGUGAAUGCAGACGAGACGACAGAAGCGGAAUCGACAGACAUUUCCACCGAUAGUUCAUCAGAUAUUCCGACCGAAACGACGACCGAAACGACGACCGAAACGACGCCCAAACCAACCGCCAAAACGAAAGCCAAAACGACGACUAAAACGACGCCUAAAACUACUACCAAAACAACGACCAAAACGACGGCCAAAACUACUACCAAAACCACUCCCAAAAAGACUCCCAAAACUACGCCCGAAACGCCGUCCGAUAAACCGCUCAAAUCAAGUGCCGAAGAAGGAGAAGGGGAAGGAGGGAAUAGUAUACUGCAAGCGUCCAUAACUAUUACCAAAACAAUGGCCAAAACGACACCGAAAACGACGUCCAAAAUUCCGUCUGAAACGACUUCCGAAACGCCGUCCGAUAAUACCCUCAAAUCAAGUGCCGAAGAAGCGGAAGCAGACGACGCUAUACUGCAA
Messenger RNA from Medioppia subpectinata, 471 nucleotides. The record is from the annotation of a GenBank genome assembly. NCBI's taxonomy places the organism in Eukaryota, Metazoa, Arthropoda, Arachnida, Sarcoptiformes, Oppiidae.